AUAUCUGUGUUUUUGUUUCGUUUGCUCAAAAGUCGUAGCCUACAAAAUCUAGAGAUGGAGCCAAAAGCAAAAUAUGUAAUUAUCAUGUUGUUUGUGUUUUAAUCAGGCGAUAAAUUGUGGUGUAUCAGUGAUAUUCUUCAGUCAAUGUUUUUCUCUCUAGUGACAAUAUGAUUUUUGUUUCAAAACCUUUGGUUUCACCGAUUUUUUACACGAUGUAGCCCCAGCAAAUUUUGACACAAAAUGUACUUCAUGUACAUAUUUUUUCUUUAGACCUAACUUCGUGCCGCGCGUACGCCGAGUGUUUAAUUCCUGAACAUUUAAGGAAAAUGGAGGAACCAGCCAGAGCUGAGACAAUAGAGACUUUGGAAAAGGAGUCAGAAACAAGAAUAGCAGAAGUAACCUCAAAUGAUGGUGACAAGGGAAACUUAAACAACCAACCAAAUCCUCUUGAGUGUUCGAUAUCAGAAAUAGUUGUGGAGGAAAGUCUAUCGGAAGGAGCUUCAGUGACAGACACUAUGGAGAAAACUACAGUGGAAGAAGCGCGUGGCGAAAUCUUAAUGCAAGAAACUCAAGAGGAAACUGUUACUCAGACCAGUCAGGAUACUCAACCUGCUUCGCGUCUUGUCAAAGUUGAUAACUGGGGAAUAUUCUUUCUGCAGCAGCUCCAUAUGUUAUAUUUGAACAAAACGGACUGUGAUUUUAACCUCCAGUUUCAUGAUGGACACAAACUUCAAGUCCACCGAAAUGUUUUGAAUGCUUGCACAGAGUUUUUCAAGAAUUCUAAUAUUGAAGGAUGCAACGUUUUACUUCCAGUGGAGUUUUCAUAUGAAGCAUUUAAUGCCAUUGUGAAUUUUAUGUACACGGGGCGACUUGAGUACAGGGAUGAUAUCUACAACAAUAUGUACUCAAUAGCAAAGGUGCUGAAAAUGGCUGUACUUGUGAAGUUACUGGAAGCUCAAAUUCAGAAUCAGGAUAGUUCAGCGGUGUCAGCAUUUAACAGCAUUGCAGCUGAUGGUAAAACAGCUCCACUUUUUGAAGCCAAAGUAGGAAAAACAACCAAAAUGGUGAAGAAAGUAAUAGCCAAUGGAAAGAAAUCGAUCAUCAAACCUUUAUCUCCCAACUUUCCAAAGUCAACUCUUCCUGGUAAAAAGUUACCGAUUUGGAAGAAACGGACAAAACCAUUAGAACCAACUCCAUUCUUAACAACAAAUGGUAUCUUAAAGCGGAACAUAUUGGAUCCUGCAACUCCUGUUCGUUUUGAAUGGCCUGACAAUACCCAAGAGCCCACAUCAUUGCUGGAUGAAUUUCAGGAUCUUUCUUAUGAAACAAAGCCUCUUCUAAAACCUAAUAGUGGUGAACUCAAAUAUCUUUCUGCUGAAGAUUUUGAUUCAAAAGUCAACACUGUUCUCAAGAGGAAAUUUACUGAGGAGUUUUCAGAAGAAUCCUUUGAAAAGCGCUCACGAUAUCAAGGCACAACGGAUCAGAUUUACUCCACCGACGAUUUCAGUAAUGUUGAUACGGAACCCACCAUUAAAGAUACACCUCAAAUAGAUGUAACCUUUAAUGAUUAUGAUGAUAGCAGUGAUGAUGACAAUGCCGGUGAAAUGUUAUCGCAGUCUUCCACAGGUCCUAGUUCUAAUUUGAACCCAAUUUCUGGCAAUAGUAGGCCCAGCCCCUAUUUGAACCAUACUCCUAGUGAUGACAGGCCUAGUAGUGAUUCUAACUGUACUCCUAGCGAUAGCAGGUGUAGUAAUGAUUUGAACCGUACUCCAAGCGAUAGCAGGCCUAUCACACCCACUACUUCAACUCCCAAACCCAUAUUGAAAACUAGCGGAACGCCCUCGUCCCAAAAGAAAGUUAGAUUCUCCCUCGAGGAGAAAGAGAACGCCCAAAAUAUUGAUGACCAGAAUGGCAGUUCUAUCGGAAGUAACAAAUCUGGACAAAUUAGACAAACAAAUAGUUUUUUCAAUACAAAGACAGGUGAUGUUGAUUCUGUGAGUAUUGUUGACAAUUCAGGAUUGAAACCUGUCCCGGGGAAGCCGUAUUUUAUUGAGAAAGAUGUGGCCUCCAUAAAGCAAGCUUGCAUUGGCAAGUCACCAGUCACAGAAAAACUAAGUGUUAAUCCCAGUUCUACUUUAAAAAAUAAAGGUAAAGUGUUAGCAAAAAAAGAGCCAGAACUCCGACCUGAUAAUGCUUUUGAGAAAAAAGAACAGAUUAUGAAUUUAGUUCCAAAAACAGAAGCCACCGAUGUUGAACAUGAAAACAUUUCUGUUGAAGCUGUCUCAGUUCACAAGUCAAAUAAAACUACCCUGAAGUCUUCAGAAUCCCAGAUCUCUGAUCAAAAUCAAGUUUCUUUGAAACCUGAUGUGCCAACUGGCAAAACUGCGCCACCAAACCAUGCCAGAAUUGUGCAAGAAGUACUGAAAAAAUACCCACAUCUAUUGCAUAAAAACGUACGGCUAAAAAUUAUGAAUCCUGAUGGGAACAAAGACUCUGUAAUGAAUAUAAAAAUCAACCGUCAAACUAGUAGUAAAAUUUCAAAAAAUAUUCAAUCUCCGAGUGGAAAGGGGAAAGAUUCCAAUGGGGUAGUAGAAACUCCAAAAAAAUCCUCAGUCAAAGACCCCUGCAAACCACCAUGGUUGUGCUCUCCAUGCGGUAUCAAUGGUAAGCCACGGAACUUCGAAAGUUAUUUCCUAUACCACAAACAUUUGCAAGAAAUUCAUAAAGAAAAAAUGGAUUCAAGAAUCUGCCCCCACUGUGGACAAAAGUUUACAAAACGCAACUUGCUCCUCUACCAUCUACUUACAAAACAUAAUGUACCUCCUCCGCGUAAUAUGGUUUUCCCUAAAUGCGAUCAGUGCGAUUACAUUGCGCUGAGUGAGAGUUUGUUAAUAAAACACCGAAAGUCCACUGCCCACCAAUCUGAAUUCGAAUGUAAGGUCUGUUGCAUGAAAUUUAAAAGUAAUGGUGCUCUCCAAGGUCACAUGCAAACCAAAUUACACUACAACGAGCCUCCUAAAUUGUAUAAGUGCCUGUAUUGUAAUGAUACGUUCAGCCGUAAUAUCAACCUGAAGGCUCAUAUUCGCAGCGCUCAUAUGAAAGGACCCCCUCAAGAGCAAGUUUUUAGUGAUGCUCAUCUCUAUGAUAAAGGGUCCAUGGAACAGCAGAGUAGAGCUGGAAGCGAAGAGUGUACUUUAGUCUUAAACUCAGGUGUAACACUGGUCACGGAUGCAACUCAAGUACCGUUACUUCCAUCAUCAGAAUCUGAGGCAUUAAAUAAUGUUGCCAGUGGCAUCGCUACUUCAAUAGGAUUGAACGAUAGCUUAGUUAAUGGUGAAACAGUUAUUCUACUAAAUGAAGGCACGGAAUACUUUUUACAGAAUAGUAACAAUCAAGGAGAAUAUAUUGUACCAGAAAUUUUAUCGCACUCAGACCAAAUUUACGCAUUUCGAGGGAAAGAUCAGCUAGAGCAAGUUACACAGUUAACUAAUUUGUGUCCUGAUGUUCCCACCUCCGUGAGUCAUAUUAUAUCUGAAGAUACUAUAGUAACGAUAGAUGAUGGCUCUCAUCAUUAUGCCAGUGAGUAUAGUGUACCAUUGUCAUCGGCCGAUCAAGUGCAUACCCGUGAUAGUAAUCAGUUAAUUCUUUUUACACUGAGUGAGUCAGAUUCUGCCCAAAAAAUGUGCAGUUCAAACUCUCAGACCAUCAUUGUUACGCAAGCUAGUGAAAAUUUACCAGUAAGACCAAUGUACUCAGGUGAAGUAUGUCCCACAGAUAAAAUUCCUGAGGCCAGUUUUAAUAACAGCAUCAAUUGCACAAUACCUGCUCAGUUUGGAACUGAGACUGUAGUUACUGUCGCAACGGGUCAGGAACAGAAUUCAGAGACAUCCUUGAUUGAGAACUCAUCCAACAGUAGCGGGGAGGUGGAGUCUUCAACUCUAAGCAUAGACUUGGAUCGUUGCAACCCAGAUAGCUCUUACGCUGCUUCAGUGUCAAAUGAAGAUAGUUUCUCUGCGGGUUCAGAGGUUGUCACAGAGCCAAUUGCAGGAGACCUAGGUAGAUCGAGCUGUAAAGCAGGUGCAAAACAAAUGGAAGCAUUAGUCCAAGAUUGGGACGAAUUUAGUGAUGAGGAACAGCCAGAAGAAGUCGAUGAUGACAGAAAAGUUUCCAAUAUGCCGUGCCGACCAGUUUUUGGUCCACUUGAAACUGAUCAGUUCUAGUACUAGUGUUUCAAAUAACUUAUUUCUAAUUCAUCAUCAAACUUUGUGUCCUUGCUUCAGAGUUCUCUGAACAUGUAUGUAUGUAAUGAUGCUUUUAUAUCUGUACAGCAUAAAUCAUUCAAAUUUUGUAAAUCUUUCCCAUCACAUAUUUGACGAAUUAUCCGUGCCAAUAUUUAACGAAACUUAUCAUUUUAGACAAAAAUCCAUCAGCCCAAGCUUACAAUAGUGAUGGUAUGCUUAAAGUUUUUUAAAACAAAAUCAAUCGUACUGUUCAGUUAAAAGAUGACUGUUAGAUUUCCUCCAGCUUUAACUAUAUUUAGACCUAGAUAUUCUCCAUCUUUAACUGUAAUGAGAUUUAUAAGAAUGGGUUGACAGAAAUUCCACUCCUUAUGCUAUGGUAGAAACCUGACUGCGGCAAAAUGAAUUGGAUCCUCCAGAGUUACUGCUUUAAUCAAUCCAUACUUCAGUCUCAGCAACUUUAAGCCUUGCGUGUCCCAUAUAUUUCAACACAAAGAUCAGCAAUCACAAAUCGAAGGCUAAUUUUGAAAGAUGGUGUAAUUGUAAUAGAAUUCCAAUGGCCUUCUUGUUGCUCUUCAAAUUAGUCGUCCAAAUGCGUUCCUCUCAAAAUGAAAAGGAGAUGGAAUCAUGCUGCUGUUUUUUCUUGUUUAAUGUUGUGAAUCCAGUGAAACUAAUUCUGGUGUGUGAGAACCAGAGAACUUUGCCUUGGUUCCUACUGUAGUUAAUAUCCUCUCAAAAUAUUUUUAAUUUGAAGCAAAUUCAGGCAUUAAUUUGAUAUGAGCUAUUUUUAACUUUGCUCGGCUGCUUUUAAUGGGGGAAAAAAUAAUCUGUCAUUCAUAAUAGUCUCAAUUUUGAGAAAAUCAGGGUUUAAAAUAGAGCUGCUCAGCAAUGAGUGGCCUGAGUGAAAUUGUGAACCUGUCCUGAAGUCAUAUAAUGUUAAAAAUGAACCCCGUCUAUUAUGAAAGACAACAUUUUUCAGACCUAUUUUAGAAUUGACAGGUCUAAUGUUGAUUUUCCUAUGCAGACAGGUGUUUUUAUAGCUGCACCUGUGCUUCUGGCUGCUGAUCGAUGUAGGCUGUCCAAAUAAUGUCCUUAUCCUCGCUGAAACUCAAUGAUAUUGAUCUCAACAUAAGAAUGUUUAUUAUUUAUUUUAAAUAGCUGUA
Messenger RNA from Bemisia tabaci, 5401 nucleotides. RefSeq names its product centrosome-associated zinc finger protein CP190 (gene Cp190). Gene Ontology annotation, molecular function: DNA-binding transcription factor activity, RNA polymerase II-specific; protein binding. Gene Ontology annotation, cellular component: nucleus. Gene Ontology annotation, biological process: regulation of transcription by RNA polymerase II. The record is from RefSeq and is a predicted model, not a curated record. Lineage: Eukaryota; Metazoa; Arthropoda; Insecta; Hemiptera; Aleyrodidae.